UAGUUUCGUCCGCCAUCGUCUCUCACCAAAAGCUUCAGCCUAAUCUCAACACUAUAUAUCACACUGCACACACACACACACACAGAUUCUCUACUUUCUGAGUGAGCUUUUAUCCCGUUUCAGAAAAUAAUCUCUCGCAAUCAAAUAUGAAGGCUUCAAUCAAAUUUAGGGAUGAGCAGAAGCCAUUGAUGAGGGCUAAAGUCCCCUUAAACAUUCUUAAUUUCCCAUUCCAAUCGGGAAUUGCUGCAGGAGAUUCCAAGGAGUUGUCUCUGAAUCUCAGCACCUUUUUGGAUUUCGGCCCUUCCCUCAAAUUCCAGUACCGUCCAAAUGAUUCGCAAAACCCUUUCGCCUUUAUCUUCAAAACCGGAAUUGGGCAUUUCGGCUCACCCACCAAAAGCCCUUUAACCAUGAGCGCCGAAUUUAACCUAGUCGGCAAUCAGAACCCUAGAUUUUUCAUCCACUUCAAGCCCGAUUUCGGCGAUUUCUCGAUGAAAAAGUCUCAUUCUUCUGGCUUCGUCAAGGAUUUGGGGGAGAAAUUGAAUGGUGGCGUUGUCGGUGAGGAGGGGUUUGUGAACAAUGGGUAUUUCAAGGGGGCCGGUUUCUUUCCGGCGACGGACGAGUCCAAGGCGGCGGCGGGGCAGCUGGUGAACGGGAUGCUUAAAGGUACAGAGCUGAGUGCCAGAACAGCCGUACCUUUGAGAGAUUUUGCGAAAGUGAACUUCCGGUGGGGGCUUAGGUUUCCUCCACAAGAGGCGGUGCCAGAUGAGGUGGAUGCAGUGAUGGUGGGGAGGAGGGGUGAUCGAACGGCAGAUAUUAGGCUCCCGCUGUUGGUGAUGAACAAAAUUGGAAUCGAGCAUGUGGCGAAACCUCAUCCGAAGAUGGAGAAAGUGGGGUCCGGUGAGAAGUUCGAUACGCUGGCUGAGGCGUGUUUGGAUGUAAAGAAACAACUUGGGGUGAUUCAAGCUGAGAAUGGGCUGUUAAGUAAGGCUUUGAGUGAUUUAAGAUCAGAUAUAGCCGCUGGAAAAAUGGAUUUCUUAUCCGAACGCCAUCUGAAUAAGUAUUCCGGUGGCGGGUUUGAUCGGAGGGGAAAUAAGUAUUCCGGUGGCGAAAAGAAAUCCUCAGAAGUGAUGGAUUUUGGUGGCGAAGGUAAUAAUGGAUCGAAGAUCGCUUGAUCGUACCAUGUUAAAGGUUUUGUCUAUGUUAUCCCUUGCAUUUUCAUUCAUUAUGAAUAUGGACAAGGAGUUAGUUUUGUUUUGAGGUUAUUUCUAAGUUUUGAAUGUUUGGAGUUGAAAUUGCUUUGUGCUAAAGAAAUUGUCCUGGUUUAUUUUUGCAUCUUUUUUGGUCUUAUAUAGUUAUAUGUGAUGUUGGGGUAUGAAUAUGAUGGUGUAAAUUGAAGAUUUGGAUUUCAUUUCGUGCAUAUUAUUUAUGUGAAUGUUUUUUGUUCUUGGAUACUA
Erythranthe guttata (spotted monkey flower) is the source of this 1454-nucleotide messenger RNA. RefSeq lists its product as uncharacterized. Lineage: Eukaryota; Viridiplantae; Streptophyta; Magnoliopsida; Lamiales; Phrymaceae. The record is from RefSeq and is a predicted model, not a curated record.